Anopheles coluzzii is the source of this 2716-nucleotide messenger RNA. RefSeq lists its product as uncharacterized. Bases 97 to 1407 code for a protein of 436 amino acids. Gene Ontology annotation, molecular function: metal ion binding. The record is from RefSeq and is a predicted model, not a curated record. NCBI's taxonomy places the organism in Eukaryota, Metazoa, Arthropoda, Insecta, Diptera, Culicidae. The transcript has 2 exons.
AUAAACUGUCAAUCUGGGGGCCGUGAAGAAAAGCAACAAAUCGCACAGCCUCUGGCAAUCGUAUAAUCCAAAGCAGCAACCGCAAAACACUCGAAAAUGGUUCUUUGUAUGUACUUUCUGAAUAACAGUUGCCGAUUUGGCUCCCGAUGCAACAACGAGCACAUCGACAUUGGGUCGAUUGUAAAAACUGAAGUGGACGUGUCGCUGAAAGGCAACCAAUGGCCGCUGUCGUGUUUCGGACCGUUCAAGGAGCGAAACUGCAUACCAAGUUUUAUAGAAGAUCUCAGCUUUGAAGAGAUCCGGAUGAUGUAUCUGGAGGCCAAAAUGCAAAACAACAUCCCAGCGCACCAGAUGCAGCUGGCGCAGAUGAUCAAUGACGCCAAAGCAAAGAUGCAAUGUCUCACUACAAUGAACAGAGACAUUCUGAACACGUUGGUGGAAAUUUACAACCAGCAGGAAAGCAGCGCCAAACCGACCAACGCUCCAUUGAACACGUUUGCAUCGAUUGGAUCGGGUGGAAGUAAUGCUCCGGCGUCCGGCAUAUUUGGCAGUGGCACUAGUAGCAAUGCGUUCGGAUCUGGAUUCGGAUCCAGCGCUGCCAUCGGUGGUAGUAACGCUGGCACUGCCGGCAGUAUAUUCGGCAGCGGUUCCAUCACCGGCCAAGCGUCACAAUCAGCUGGCAACAUCUUUGGCUCAGCUGCCUCCACCACCAGCAACAUAUUUGCCAAACCUGCACAGCAACCUGCCGCUGGAAAUAUCUUCGGCAUGCCACAACAACCGAACCCCGUCUUUGGUGGUCCUGCCGUGAUGGGCGGAGGACUGUUUGGAAGCGUACAGCAACCACAACAACCACCUGCCCAAAAUGGGGCAUCACUGUUUGGCGGUGUGACAACGGCCACGAAUCCAGCCGCUGGCGGCAACCUCUUUGCCAGUGCCGCUACCAGUGCAUUUGGGCAGCCUUCGGGUGCUGGUUCCGGAUUUGGUGGAGCUAGUAUGUUUGGCAACAAUGCAGCAUCCUCUACUCCCGCUCUUGGAGGGUUUGGAACGAUGGCCGCAGCCCAGCCACAGCAAAGCAGUGGUCUGUUUAAUACCGUGCCUUUCGGCAGCAGUGUCCCGACGACUGCGUCUUUUGGAUCAUUUGGUUCAUCGAUGCAGGCUGCACCUUCAGCAAAUGCACCCUCAUCACAAAAUUUGUUCUUGUCCACACCAGCGGCGAAUCCGUUCGGCGCUUCUUUGGGUGGGAAUGCUUUCGGUGCGCCAGCACAGGCUACGACAGUCCCACAAUCAGCUACUAUGUACAGCAGUAUGGAUAACGUUACAGCGGAGCAUUUGGCCGCCUUUAAGGCCGAUCAGUUUCAACUCGGACGAAUUCCUACUGUACCACCACCAAAAGAGCUGUGUCACUAAAAGGGUUAACUGCUGCAAAAUAUUAUUGUCGUGUCACAUACGGACCUUUCUAUUGUUACGUGCUUUUUUUAUUUCCUCAUCGAAAAUAUUAUAUAAAUGUAAGUUUUACUUUUAGUUUUACUUAUUUUUAUAGAGACUUUGAGGUCUUGCUCAUUCGCCUCUUACAGUGGCCGGCAAUAUAAAGUGGCCACUACUUACAAUUUUACAUUUUUUACAUUUUUUCCGUGAAAAAUGAAGUUAUUGUACUGCUUUAUUUUUUGAAACAUUGCUCGUGAUAUGCUUAAGAAUGCGCAGUACGAUAGCAUGACAAAAAUGAGAAGUUUGCUUUAAGAAAAAAUAUUUUUUCCAAAAUUGAUCAAAAUCACUGUGCCAAAAUAAAGUGCCCACUUUAUUCAUUGUACAGAAAAUAUUUUUCUGAACAAAUAUAACACCAAACUUAUAAUUUUUUAUGCGUUCCUCUCGCAUUCUUUACAUGUUCGAGGUUCUUUAGCGUAUUUUUUUUCUAAUUUUUAAAGGUUUAUCUAGUUCUGCAUCUAGUUUUUGCAUCUGGUUCUUCUCAAGCGUUAUCAAGAGCUUAAAAUUUAAGUUUAUUUGUUUGUGACACCAGUUUUAUCCACCUUCGCACAUAGAAUCUGCCACAAAUUUUCGAUGGAACCAAGAUUUAGACUUCAUGGAGGACAUGCAAGGUGUUUUAUACGAUACUAGUUGAGAAAUGUUUUUUGUAUUGAUUGUGUGUGUUGAGAUGUUAGCCUGUAGGAACAUGUUUUUAGUUUUCAAACCCCAUUUUUUUUAAAGAAAUAUCCAAAAGUAUUGAUGAAGAAUGCUAAAAAAGGUAUAAACCAUAGUUGUACUUUCGAUUCACACCAGUUUUCCCGCUACUCCUAAAGAUAAAAACCCCCUAGCUAUCACAUUCCAAUUUUCGUAAUUUACUGCUCGUUAGAAGUGGCGUCCGUCAAGUUCCUCGCCCGAGCUACAGCAAGACUAACAAAGCCAAUUAGCUUCAAUAUGAUCAAGAACAUGCAGAUAUAUCGUAAGAUUGUCGAAAAACUGAUAUUUGGACAGAUGAGUCCAAAUUAGAACUGAUGUUCAAAAAUAUCUAGACGCGAUCCAACAAACCAAUAUGUAUGAAGAGUGCAAUGUGAUGACCAGGGAAGGGAUUUCCAUACGAGAAGUGGGGAGCAUGGUUUGAAUCGAUGGCAUAAUGAAAGCUAAUACUUAUAUAAGCAUCCUGUGUGAAUUUAUCUUUUUUCUGUGAAAAAUACGGAGUUAGUAAAUAAAUUGAUGUUACAACCGGAAGCGACUCAAGUUA